Australozyma saopauloensis is the source of this 591-nucleotide messenger RNA. RefSeq names its product resistance to Congo red protein. Lineage: Eukaryota; Fungi; Ascomycota; Pichiomycetes; Serinales; Metschnikowiaceae. The transcript has a single exon. Gene Ontology annotation, cellular component: intracellular membrane-bounded organelle. The record is from RefSeq and is a predicted model, not a curated record. The coding region runs from base 1 to 591 and encodes 196 amino acids. Gene Ontology annotation, biological process: vesicle-mediated transport.
AUGGCUGCUAUUCCUCAGGCCAAGGCUCUCGUCAAGAGAUACUACUACACAUAUGACUAUUCUAACGGUGCUAGAUGGGCCUUUUUCGCUCUCUUUUUGGUUGCACUUCUUAUUGCCGUGUUUGGUACCAUUAGAGUCAACAAAAAUCGUCUGAAAAGAGGCGAGGCUCCGCUUUAUGGUACUUCUUGGAUAACUCCCCCAGCUUAUCGUACAAACAACCCUCCACAAGAGAAUUACGUGCCAACAUAUACCGCCACUGCUAAUGAAGCUGACAUGGGAUACUAUGACCAGCAAGGCAACUUCCAUCAAAACCCCAACGUGAAGAGUCCCGAGCCUGCGUACAUGAGAAACAAUGCUACGGGCACCACCACGUAUGAGAACUAUAGCACUACUACUUACUACAUGGGCAGCGAUGCUCCUAUUGUGAGUGAGGCUACCACUGGACAGUACCCAAGACCAGAAGGUCCUCCUGGUGCAUCUCAGGGCACAAGCACUGGAGCCAGCGCACCAGCUGGUGAGGCAGCCACUGGUACUUCGCAGCCACUUUAUUCUAGACCUGAAGCUCCACCACCCAGCGCAGGCAAAUCGUAA